CCUGAAGAUGCCAUGAGUGUAGAUGUAGAGAGAUGGUAGUUAUAGUUGCAGAGCCUCCUUGUGGUGGCUAAUAACGACGACGCUGUCAACGCAGGGUUCCGCACCAGCAUCAACCUUAACCUUGAAACGUUUUUCCAGUAAAAGUGGGAGUGGUGGCGUGAAGGAGGAACAAAUUCUAGAUAGCAAUGGAAGAUUUGCAGAGUGCCUUGGAGGAUCGUAAUUUAACAGUUUCCACCGUCCCACAAAAGGGUCGUUCUCUCUUUGCUACGAGGGAUUUCUACCCAGGUGAGGUGAUUAUAAGUCAAGAGCCUUAUGUUUGUGUGCCAAAUAAUUCCUCAGCUCAGAAAAGGUGUGAUGGAUGUUUCACAACAUCUAACCUUAGGAAGUGCUCACGUUGUCAAGUUGUAUGGUAUUGUGGAACCCCAUGUCAGAAGUCAGAGUGGAAGUUGCAUAGUCUUGAAUGUGACGCCCUCUCAAGGGUAGACAAGGACAAGAGAAAAUCUGUGACACCAUCCAUACGGCUGAUGGUGAAACUUUAUCUUCGAAGGAAGUUGCAAAAUGAGAAGAUCAUCCCAAGCACUGCUAUGGACAACUACAAUUUGGUGGAGGCAUUAGUGUCUCACAUGUCUGAAAUUGGUGAGGAGCUGCUGGUUCUGUACGCACAGAUGGCUAAUCUUGUAAACUUCAUACUACAGUGGCCUGAAAUCAAUAUAAAAGAGAUUGCAGAAAUUUUUUCCAAGUUUGCAUGUAAUGCACAUACCAUUUGUGACAGUGAGUUGAGACCUUUGGGAACUGGAUUGUAUCCUGUUAUUUCCAUUAUCAAUCACAGCUGCUUGCCCAAUUCCGUGUUGGUUUUUGAGGGAAGGUCAGCAUCGGUACGUGCCGUGCAGCAUGUACCCAAAGGUACUGAGGUACUGAUAAGUUACAUUGAGACCGCUGGAAGCACUAUAGCUCGACAGAAGGCUCUCAAAGAGCAGUACCUAUUCACUUGUACAUGUCUCCGAUGUUCUAAAGUGGGUCAGUAUGAUGAUAUCCGAGAAAAUGCAAUCCUAGAAGGAUACAGAUGCAAAAAUGAAAAAUGUGAUGGUUUCUUGCUUCGGACAACUGAUGGAGAAGGAUUCCAAUGCCAAGAAUGUGGACUAGUUAGGGACAAGGAAGAGAUAAAGAAAAUUGCAACUGAAAUAAAAUCGCUAUCAGAAGAAGUUUCUAGGCCUUCUUCCACUGGAAAUUAUCAAGAAGCUAUUUCCAUAUAUAAAAUGAUUGAGAAACUGCAAACAAAACUCUAUCAUCCUUUCUCAAUCAACUUGAUGCAAACUCGAGAGAAGAUUUUGAAGUCAUUAAUGGAGCUGGAACAUUGGAGUGAUGCUUUAGCAUACUGCAAAUUGACCAUACCAAUCUAUCAAAGAGUGUAUCCAACUGUUCACCCUCUGCUUGGUUUACAAUAUUAUACUUGUGGAAAACUCGGAUGGUAUCUGAGAGAGACAGAGGAAGCUGUUAAAUCACUAACUAAGGCGGUGGAUAUACUACGGAUUACUCAUGGCACAAAUACACCAUUCAUGAAGGAACUCUUGAUGAAGUUGGAAGAAGCACGUGCUGAAGCAUCAUCUUACAAAUUAUCCUCAAAAGAGUAGUUAGUAAAAUGACAAAUUGAUUACUAUUAUUGCUGCUGGUACAAACAAGUCAUUAGAGUUGGGUCACAUCACACAAAGGAUUAUCAGGUGUUAUUUUAAUGUUUGCACUUGUUCACUCAGUAUCAGCAUCAUCUCUAUUCCUAAUUAAGUUGGGAAUUGGGAUCGUUUGUAUCCCAAAUUAUCCUUUGUCAGUCAGUCCGAAGGUUAUAUAAUCAUUUGAUACUGAUUUUUUUUUUUUAGCAUUUUUUAUUUUCCUUUAGCAGAAAAAAAGAAAAAUGCCUGUUUUCUGUAAGGAACUAUAGGAAUGGGGAAAAUUGUUCA
Molecule: messenger RNA, 1952 nt
Organism: Gastrolobium bilobum
Lineage: Eukaryota; Viridiplantae; Streptophyta; Magnoliopsida; Fabales; Fabaceae
Product: histone-lysine N-methyltransferase ASHR1
Exons: 15
Coding region: 186-1631 (481 amino acids)
Cellular component (GO): nucleus
Molecular function (GO): protein binding
Source: RefSeq, a predicted model, not a curated record